This is a messenger RNA of Salvia splendens (bonfire salvia), 330 nucleotides long. RefSeq names its product nuclear transcription factor Y subunit C-2. The transcript has a single exon. The record is from RefSeq and is a predicted model, not a curated record. The coding region runs from base 1 to 330 and encodes 109 amino acids. Gene Ontology annotation, molecular function: RNA polymerase II cis-regulatory region sequence-specific DNA binding; DNA-binding transcription factor activity, RNA polymerase II-specific; protein heterodimerization activity. Gene Ontology annotation, biological process: regulation of transcription by RNA polymerase II. Lineage: Eukaryota; Viridiplantae; Streptophyta; Magnoliopsida; Lamiales; Lamiaceae. Gene Ontology annotation, cellular component: nucleus.
AUGAGGCAACCGGGGGCGUACUCUAAUCUUCUGAGUGGGGGCAAGACGGGACCUCAUUCGCUGCCACUAGCAAGAAUCAAGAAGAUCAUGAAGAAAUCAGGUGAGGAUGUGAAAAUGAUAUCGGGGGAAGCCCCCAUCGUGUUCUCCAAGGCGUGUGAGUUGUUCAUCGAAGAGUUGACGAAAAGGGCGUGGGCGAUGACGCUGCAAAGGAAGACAAGGACAAUGCACAAGGAAGAUGUGGCUGCUGCUGUUAUGGAAACUGAUAUAUUUGAUUUCCUUGUUGGCCUUGUCUCUCACACUCCUAACCCUAGUGCUGCUAUCGAGUCUUGA